CCAAUUCGUAUACCCAUUGUUUACGAGUGUAUAACACAGAGUAACCGUGAACAAUGCUUGAGGUGCGUUCUUAUCCCAAGAUUCAGUAACCAUUGCAGCACGUACACAAUGCACAUCAAUCCACCACGUCACGGCUUGUGGGGUAAUCAUAGCCUACCAACCCACCAUUCUUUGCAUAACGCCUUUCCAUUCACCAGGAUCUUCCAGCAACCACGCCACAAAAUGACCAUCACGGGUGAGAAGAGAAAGCGCCAGUCCAAUGACUCGGACUCCUCCUCAUCCCGCAAGCAAAAGAAGAACAAACCCAAGACCCUCCAGCAACUGGCCCCCAAAGCCGGCCUCCACUAUGAUACCCUCAGCAAAGGCCACCCCCUUCUAUCCAGCCAGUGCGUCUGCGACGCCAUCAACGCCCUGCGCUGUGCACACAGCAACCACAACCGCAGGUUUAAGCUCACCCGCGCGCAGAUUGAUGCAUCGCUAUCUGAGCUCUUCGCAGCUGGGCGACGCCACAUCUUCGCAGCUGACAUGACGCCUUUCGUGUUUUGGGAGAAGGUCGGCAACAGCGUCGGCUGGAGCAAGAACUUGGAAACGCAGGUUGUGGUCACGCUUGUUUUCAAGCUGCUUAAGGCGCGUAAGCUGUACACGGAGAGAGGUGGGCCGUGGUCGUUGUCUGAGGAGAAGAAGAACAAGGGAAAGGUUGGUUCCACGAUUCAAGCGAUUGGUCGGUUUUUGGAUUCGGUUCGGGAGCACCAUGGCGAUAAUACGCUGUUGAUGAGCUUCUACGAGAAUCCGUCGCUGGCCCUUGAUACGGAUGACGAGGGUGAGGAAUCUGCCGAGGAGAUGGAUCGCUACCAGAAGACGAAGACUAGAGGAAGUUCUAAGAAUGCGGGCGAGUUGAAGGACGGAACCACGGGGAGAAGCCUAACGGGCAUCGCAUCUGCUUGCCAGUCAGCCAGAGCCACGGGUGCUUCUCAGGCAGUUCAGGAGUCCGCAGAGGCCGUAAAGAUGCCUCGCGCAAAUGAUGGCCUUGUUCUCGACGGCUGGAACUCUAUUAUCAGCGCUGCUGGACUACCCAUUCGACUUCGUUCUGAUUUGGCCGCAUAAGCCGAUAUGCAAUAUGUCCAACACCGAAACAUACCACCCGGAUUGAUUGUAUCGACAGGGAUGUCCACGCCAACGCUUCUGGUCCUGGGAUCACUUUUAAGACACAUUACUACGGAAGUUGCCGGACAACAAACCCAGCGUUGAAGAGGUCCAAUUCAAUGUAUCAACAGUUUUACAGAAUUGAACUCGCACAGGUUUUCUUCUUGUUGGGUGGACAAAAAAUUG
Molecule: messenger RNA, 1329 nt
Organism: Pseudomassariella vexata
Lineage: Eukaryota; Fungi; Ascomycota; Sordariomycetes; Amphisphaeriales; Pseudomassariaceae
Exons: 1
Source: RefSeq, a predicted model, not a curated record